Molecule: messenger RNA, 5913 nt
Organism: Oryctolagus cuniculus (rabbit)
Lineage: Eukaryota; Metazoa; Chordata; Mammalia; Lagomorpha; Leporidae
Gene: MTNAP1
Product: mitochondrial nucleoid associated protein 1
Source: RefSeq, a predicted model, not a curated record
UGGAUUAAGUCCCUGUGAGGAUAUUUUUACAAACUGAGAGCCCCGUCAGGCAGCUGCGUGGACGGCCUGCCGGGGGUCCUGUAUCCGGGGGUUGGGCCGGCGCUCGCGGGCAGCCCUGGGGGCUGCGACCUGGGAGCUCCGGGACCCUGAGAGAGAAUCCAAACGACAAACAUCACGGGCCAGACUCAGUGCUGGGGUGAUGCCCUCUGCCCGCGGAAUUUUAUUUUGCAGAAGGAAUAAAGCGGAUAAAAUAACUUUUAGCCAAACUUCGGAGUUAAACAUUUUCUUUUCCUGACUCUAAGGAUAACAAGGAAGAAGAUGAGUGAUAAUCAGCCCAGAAUGGAGGUGUGCCCUUUUUGCAAGAAGCCAUUUAAAAGAUUAAAAUCCCACCUGCCGUACUGUAAGAUGUUGGGAGCAACCUUACCUGGUGACCAAAAUGUUCAGCAGUCUAAGCCAACUACGCCUGCACGCACUAAAAAAGUGAAAGAGCCCCUCAAAGAUUUAAUUAAAGCCAAAGGAAGAAAGUUAGAGAGUGAGGGAAAAAAUACUAAACUGAUACGGGACAAGCCAGCACAGACAAAUGAGCCCCCUCCAGGCCUGGCCGUUGGCUCAGAGAGAGCAAGCACCACCACAAAGCCAGACCAAGACAUCAGCCAUCAAACUCAGCUCUCGUUCAGGAUGUCAGAAAACACUGAGCCCAAGGUCAGUUUCCACCCAGAAACCGAGGCUCAGUUUUAUGCACCAGAGGGCGCAUCUCCUAGAAGAGGACUUGGCGAAGAUUUGCCUAAAUCGGAAGGAAGGAGAUGCAGCCCUCCAGAAGCAGAAGCCUCUCUCCUGGCUGGCUCGCUGGAACCGUUUUUGUCAAAUCAAGGAAGAAAAUAUCCCUCAGCUGCGCAGACCACUUCUGCUGACCUGAAACGGGACACAGCUGAUGCCCCAAGACAGGGACUUCUGGUAGAACCACUAGAUGUGCCUGUUGGUGGUCAUCACAGCUCUCCAAAGACCCUCCAUGAGGAGGCUAACGGAGCAAGGCUGGCAGCGUGGAGCGGUGAGAGAGGUUCCGCGGGAAGGGCUCGCCUCUGCGCCAUCUCUGCUGAUGGCAGAGACACUGAGACUCGGCGAGAGGACACAGAGUCACUCAUGUUAGCCCUUAAAAUUAGCCCAUUAGGAAAAACCCAAGUCCAACAGAACCAAGAAAAAGGACUUACCCUGGGAGCAGAGGCCUGUGGGAGCAAAGGAAAUGCCGAGGCAGGCGUGUCUGGCACAGGGGUGCAGGAGUGGACUUCCACAAGCAGCUUCAAGACUGGUGAUUCAGCCAUAGAGAGGAUAUCUCGAGACGAAGGUCUGCAUUCACCUGUGUUCACUCCAAGGGAGAAAGCUCACGAUGGGUGUCUUUCUGUCCUGCAGUCAAGGAAUCAGAGUCUUACCUCUUUGGCUAUCAGAGUGCUUCAAGAAGAGAAAGCAGGAGGAACUCGGAAUCGAGUCCCUGAUGUAGGAGGAUUAAUGGACAGUAAGGGGCCGGGCUCUCUGGACCGCAGAUCUGGCCAAGCCUUGCCCUCUGGGUGCCAGCAGUCUUUGCAGUCAGCCCAGCCUCACGUUUCUAAAAGCCCCUUCUUCAGUCAUGUUGACCCUGGGGAGAGAAAGACCCUUCCCAGUUCCAUGGGGCUGGAGUGGUUUCCAGAACUCUAUCCUGCUUACCUUGGACUCGGGGUGUUGCCGGAGAAGCCUCAGUAUCGGAAUGCAGUGGUCCAGACGCCUCAGCUCAUCAGUCCCGAGGGGGCGGGUCACUCGCAAGUUCCUCUGUUGGAAAGAAGUUCGACUGACGUGAGUGUGGAACCCCCGCCCGGCUUCUCCCUACAGAGGCUCUGGGGAGCUGUGCAGCAAGGCUGGAUCCGGUACAGCGCCACCGUAAGGCAGCGUGGAGUCGGUGGCAUCACGAUGCUCUUCACGGGAUACUUCAUCCUUUGCUGUCGCUGGAGUUUCAGGCAUCUGAAGCUGCAGCGCUGGCGUAAGCAAUGUUGACCUGGACGCCGCUUACGAAAGCUCUGGAGCUGCGAGGGGCGUGCGGUGUGGACGGCUGCGGUACAGGUUUAACCGUUUAAAUUGUAUUGGGACAGGAGAGGGGGUGAGUGAAUAAAGGUAUUGGCAUCUGAAACAGUUAUGUAGGAAGUAGAUGUUUCAUUAAGGCGGACAGAUGGGAUUCUGUCCAGAUGCUUCUCUGGCUUGCUCUCAGGAAACCUGUGGGAAAUGGAAUUAAAAGUAUGGAUUUAUUUUGGUGCAAAAAUGUUUUUUCAUAAUGCAUGGAAAAUGCAGAUUAUGAAAAACCUAUACAUGGAUUUUAAAUAUUUUUGGCACCAAUAUAAACUGAAUUUUAAUUCCACUUUUCCAUGACCUUUUUGAAGUCUCUCACUCUCUCUCCGCUUUGCUUGUAAUAUGCGCGUGCCAAAAUAUGAGGUCAGUCCUUCCUACGCCUCAGCUCUUUCAGAACUGAGGAAAAGCAGAUGGUUCUUCUCAGGCCGGCGCAGACCGCUUGUGCGCUGUUCCUUGCACUUCUUCCCAGAAUGUGGACUCUGGCUCCCUAGUGGGGAUGAUUUAACUCUGCCCCAGAUUCUCAUGGUUAAGCAUACUCACAAGUGUGUCCCCAACUACGAGAACUUUCCAUAAGGAGAAAAGUCAGAGUUGAGGGCGAGAAUUCUAGUCUAGUGCAGGCAUCAGGAACUGCGCUGGACCUCCAGACAGGGUCCUCUUGAAAGGGCCCUUCCGAGAGGGCUGCGGGAGUCCGAACCUGGGUCAGCACGCGGCGGCCCCGCAGUGGUGCGCCCUUAGUCCCUUAGCCCCUUCAGCAGGCCUCUGCCCCUCCCCUUCUUUUUUAUUUUUUAUUUUUUUGACAGGCAGAGUGGACAGUGAGAGAGAGAGACAGAGAGAAAGGUCUUCCUUUUACUGUUGGUUCACCUCCUAAUGGCUGCUGUGGCCGGCGCACCGCGCUGAUCCGAAGCCAGGAGCCAGGUGCUUCUCCUGGUCUCCCAUGGGGUGCAGGGCCCAAGCACUCGGGCCAUCCUCCACUGCACUCCCGGGCCACAGCAGAGAGCUGGCCUGGAAGAGGGGCAACCGGGACAGAAUCCGGCGCCCCGACCUGGACUAGAACCCGGUGUGCCGGCGCCGCAGGCGAAGGAUUAGCCUAAUGAGCCGCAGCGCCGGCCUGCUCCUGCCCUUCUAAAUGAAGUCCGGAACCCAGCCCCGCUCGCACAGCUGUUGGCUCUGGCAGCCUCACCCUGCACUGGCAAAGUUGAGCAAUUGCAGCAGAAACCCUGUGCCCCCCAAAACUCAAAAGUAUUUCCUGUGCGACCCCUCACAGCCCCCGCCCAAGGACAGGCGACCCGUCCAGGUGUCAGAGUUACACAGACCGGAGAUCGGCGCCGGCCGGGUGAGGAGACAUUUACAUAGGAGUCUGUCCCGGGUGCCCGUGCUGCCCUGGACUGCCCGUCACCUGGAGUGCCGUGGGAGCACACAAGGGCAGCAUGGCUGCGACUGGUGUCGCGUGCCAAAACCAGAAUGCCGAGACACCGACAGUACUUAACCAUUUGGUAAUCACGAUACACAGAUGUGUGAAAAAAAGGUCCAGUGAUCCAUUGAUCCUAAAGGAUGUCUGCUUCCUGUUGCUCAGUGUAGGGCACAGGGGAGACCCUGUAGGCCUGGUGGGGGGGGGGGGUACUUGAUAUCAUUCAGGACCAAGGAUUAUCUCACACAUGGUGGGAAUGAGCAACACUCUUUAGCAGAAUUAUUUAAGUUACUGUGAAUGCAUUCUUAAAUAAAAUGAUGUGGAGGGCUUUGAAAUAGAGCUUGGAGGUAUCUCCGUGUCCUGGAGUUGUUUGCAAAGUCCCCAAAGUAGUGGAAAGAAAGGCUCCCUCGUCGUCUUGCUGCCACCGGGGUUGGGAGAAUAACUGAAGACCGUAGAUGUUUUCUUCGUAAUGUUCAGAAUAGUUUAAGAGAAUUGUUGAGAUAAGCUGAUGACCAGGUAAUUCUCUUCCUAGAUUUAGACCUAAGCAAACUCAGCAUGAUCAAGGAAUGUACUUCAUAGCUCCAGUGUGCAGCUUCGGUGUAAACUUGCCCUAAGGUGCAUUUUUACGCGAGUAUCCCUGUAAGUUCAUUUGCACAGCCAGGCCCGAGCAGGAGGUGCAACUCUGCCACCUGCAGAAGUCCUCUCCACAAAGCCGGGGGAAAGAGAAGGCGGCUUCCCAGGAUCCCCCGCGCUCAGCAGCCUUCUGCAUUUGGCUCUUAGUCAUGCUGUGCGCCUUCUGGGGCACUGACGACAGCUUCCGUAAGUAACCAGCCAUGUUCACAUCCUGCUGCCGGCACAGCAGCACGCGUAGAAAUUGGGGCGGGGACAUUUAGCCUCGUGGUUAAGAUCCCUUCACCCCUGGGUUAACUCCCAGCCCUGCCUCCCAAUUCCAGCUCCCUGCUAAUUCAGACCGGGGAAGCAGAAGUGACGGCUCAGGUGGCUGGGUCUCCGCCACCCGCCUGGGAGACCUGAGUUGAGUUCCCAGCUACAGGCUCUGGCCUGGGCCAGCCCUGACCGUGUGGAUAUUCAGGGAGUGGACCAGCAGAUGGGAGGCCUCUCUUUCUGCUUCUCCAAUAGUAGUAUUUUGUUGAGUCAUUAACAAGCUGUUUAAUGCUUUAUGCAGAGCCUGCAUAUUACUACACCACUCUGUAUAAUAAAAAUAUUUUAAAAAAAAUGUCAGUCUGAGCUAAUCAUUUGCCUCUUCCAGAACCUCACCUGUGAGGUGAGUGCGUGUGUCACUGGCGCAGGUUACUCCACUUCCUGGAGCCCCCUUUGGCUGUAAUGGGGAUAAUUAUACCUACUUUGUAGGGAUUCGUUGAGAAGCCUUGUGUCUAAAUUCCGGCAAGGCCUGACUUAUUAAUAGCGCUUGUUCUAAAACCAUGUUUGCCUUUAGACUGCAUCCAAAUUCUAAACUUGAACCAAGGAAGAGAGACCCCACUGUUCUCCACCUCAGCGCAGCUGACACUCGGCCGCUUGCUCAGUGCCAGUGUACACACAGACACUGUCUCAGCUCUGGGGGCCGCGCUGUCGGGAUCGCAGACCCACAGGCGUGGGUUCUGCCGAGGCCUCCCCUGGCCACCUUGUUGCCAUGUCCUCACAUGACCUCACCCCUGAGCAAGCGCUCUCCUCCCUUCCAAAGGCCCCACCUCCUAGGACCCUCACCCUGAGAACUCUGGGUACAUUUCGGGGGGCAGCAACACUCGGUACACAGCAGGGCCUUUGCCUGCACUACCUGAGCUUGCUUCCAUUCUGGGUUUCCCACACCUCUGUUCUUGCUUUUCCUGGACCAUUUCCCACGUGGCUUCCUGCCCUGCUCACAGCCCCUCCCUCUGGUCUCAGGGUGGUGCUGUGGGGGAGGAUGAGCCCCAGGGCCACCACUCCCUGAGGCAGGCAAGGCUGCAGUGACAGUGACGUUCUCCCCCUGGGUUUCCCAUCUGCUUUGAUGUCACAGCGUCUCAGGUUUCAUCUGGAAGGCAAAGUGCUGUCCCAACAAGUCCCAAAUGUCCCCUGCCCACCAGGCCCCCUCCGCCUUUGACCCUCAAGCCUGACCUGUCCCCUUUGUGCUGCAACCUGGUAUGCCUGUGGGCUGCCUUGGGGCCAGGGGACACUCCCAGGCCUCCACGCCUUUCUAGAAGGUUCUGCAACAAAACAUCUGUGUCUGAGCGUGAUGCCUCCAAACCCGGCUUGCCCCUAACCAAACCGCACAACCACGGGCAUCUGGGGUCCACCCACGCCCAGCCACCUCCACCUGCAGAACCUCAGCAGGGGCCUUGCCAGCUGAUCGGCUGCCCCGCUCGGCCAGGGCCGGGAAAGGCCGGAGCCCACCUCAGGACUGUUAAAGGGUCGUCUUCAGC